Molecule: messenger RNA, 1561 nt
Organism: Chaetomium strumarium
Lineage: Eukaryota; Fungi; Ascomycota; Sordariomycetes; Sordariales; Chaetomiaceae
Product: GTP cyclohydrolase II-domain-containing protein
Exons: 2
Coding region: 199-1368 (389 amino acids)
Biological process (GO): riboflavin biosynthetic process
Molecular function (GO): GTP cyclohydrolase II activity
Source: RefSeq, a predicted model, not a curated record
AGCGUCGGCCCGGCCGUCAUUGACAUUUCUCGACCCGCGAAUCGAAUGAUAAACUCAGAUCUCCAUUGCCUCCACCAUCAAUUGAUGCGCCUGUGAUCCAAUUCAGUACAGAGACUUUGACACCACCUGCGCAAGUCUGAACCUGAACUCGCCGCUUGAAGCCUUGCUUUGCGCCGAGUCCAACCCCGCGCUCUUACAAUGCCGAGCCCCGCGAUAGAACACAUUCAGUCCGACGACCGGACCCGGCUCCCGUCCUUCUACUCCCCGCGGACGACUGCGAGCGGCCCGUCACGCAAUAACCAAGACGUAGAACAAGCCGACUUCUCCAUCUCCUUCGGCAACCCCGCGUCCAGGAGCGCGAAUAACCAAGAUGACGCAUCACAGCCAGAGACGCCAUCCACACAGCCUCCACCACCAGUAUCCCUUCUCUCGCCCGCAUUUACACCGCCAGCAACGCCGGGAACAGCGACACCAAGCAGUGCGCCACCCGAACCCCGCGGCAUACCCGUCGACAGCACGAUUCCGACAGGAGGAUGCGGCACCAAGCAACCGCGGCUGCUCGAGACGCUGCCGCAAGUCGAAUGCAUCGUGCGCGCGCGGAUACCGACCACCACGGGGGCCGAGAUGUUCCUCCACCUCUACACCAACAACGUAGAUAACAAGGAACACUUGGCCAUCGUGUUCGGCAACAACAUCCGGAGCAAGUCCCUGGACGCCGUGCGCGAGGGCGAGACCGAGAUGGAUCGCUUAGUAAGAGGCGCUUACACCGGCCGGCUAUACCCUGGGAGAACUACCAGCGGCACAAACACGCCCUCGCUUGAAAGCACUAGCGCCAAUGAACAAUCCGCACACGGGCCGCCGCUCGUCAGGAUACACAGCGAGUGCUACACGGGCGAGACGGUGUGGUCGGCGCGGUGCGACUGCGGCGAGCAGCUGGACGAGGCGGCGCGGCUGAUGUCGCUGCCCGGCAACAAGGCCGGCGGCAUCAUCAUCUACCUGCGGCAGGAAGGGCGCGGCAUCGGGCUGGGCGAGAAGCUCAAGGCGUACAACCUGCAGGACCUGGGCUCCGACACGGUCGAGGCCAACCUGCUCCUGCGCCACCCGGCCGACGCACGCAGCUACGGCCUGGCCACGGCCAUGCUGCUCGACCUCGGGCAGAAGGAGAUCCGCCUGCUGACCAACAACCCGGACAAGAUCCGCGCUGUCGAAGGUCCCCACCGCGAGAUUGUAGUCAAGGAGCGCGUCGCCAUGGUGCCGCUCUCGUGGAAGGGGAGGGGCGGGUUUAGGGCGCCUGAGGUGGAGGGCUACUUGAAGACCAAGAUCGAGAAGAUGGGUCAUAUGCUAGAUUUGGCAAGCCUACCGCGCUGACGCAUCAUAUAUGCACGCCGCGGCUUGUAGAUUCUUGUGUAUGUGUCAUAGAUACCUUGUGCAUUGGCAUUGGCGUUGUUCUUUUGGGUAGACAUUGGAUCUGAAAACAAGGACAUUGUGUACCGUCUCAGCUUGAGGUGGUGUUGAUUUAGAUAGCAAUGUAGCCUUAUCGAUAACCGGAUGGCCCAGAAAA